AUCAGCUGUCGGCAUUUUCCCUAAGCCUGAAAAAGUCACAGACACAGCUGGGAGCAGGACUCCUUCCACCAUUACAACUGCUCGGACUCAAACUUUCAACUGGGAUUCAGCAAAAAAAAAGGCAAAGAAAACAACACAGUGAGGAGAAAGAUUUUGGCAAGUACUGCACCUCACAUGAGAAGAAGGUUUUCGUCUGAGGGCUUCCAAUACUGACCAGCAGACAUCCAGUGGAAGGACAGGAGGUCAACUAUCCCACUGCCUAAAAUAUCUGCAGCAGACUCUAGAAGUGCAGCCUGUUAUUUCUUCUCAAGACAGUGUUCCUCAAUUGGUGAACAACCUUCAUCAGCUCAAGAUGGCUCAGAAGAUGAAUGUGAUCCAACAAUCAAGUGUUACUCAGAAUCUGGAAAAUGAUCUUCUACCACCACCUCCACCACCUGACAUACUCGAGGCUGCUGUCAAGCCAAGCACCACAGUAGAAGAGCACCCACAAAACAUACCACCACCUCCACAGCAAGCCUUUGCCAAGUUUCACCAGCAACGCCAAAUUAAUGAAUUGAAGAGGCUUUACAAGCACAUGCACCCAGAGCUUAGGAAAAACCUACAGGAGGUGGUCAGUGAGGACUGGGCUGAGGUGUUGAAUGCCGAGCAGGCUGCUGCUGCAUUAGCAACUGGUACACAUGGCUUUGGCAACACAGUGCUUCAGACUGAGGUCCAGUCUAUGCGCUGGAUAUUUGAUAACUGGCCUUUGGACACCAUUGGAGAUCAUCAAGGGGCUAAGAAGCUGAAAGAUGAAGAGACCAUUCUCAGCGGAGAUGUGAAAAACACAUCUUGGAAGUUUGAAAACCAGACAAUUAAUGACAUCAGCGCCCAGUAUUCAGAAUUUUCUGAAAACUCCGUUGAUGGAAAAGAGCAAAUAAAGGGUGAUGUCCGCACAGCACUGUGGUUGUUUGAAACACAGCCCAUGGAUUCCUUGAAUAAAACUUACUCCAGUGAGAAUGAUCUCCAAGAAGCAGUCCUAAAAGAGCCUGUGCGGAAAGGAGACGUAAAAGGGGCAAAACUAUUAUUUGAGACCCAUCCAUUAGGCGAUUUGGGACGUAGCAACUCUGUGGAAGAAAGCAGCAUAUUGCAACUGCGCUCCGAAAUUCAGGAACUGAAGGGUGACGUAAACAAGACAGUGAAGUUAUUUGAGACUGAACCAUUAUGUGCCAUUCGAGAUACUGUCGGGAACAUCCACCAAAUUAAAUCUAUUUGCAGGGAGGAAGUCCAACACAGCGGCAAUGUCCAAAGUGCUCGCUGGUUGUUUGAAACUCAACCCCUGGGCAGCAUUAACCAAGAUCUUUCAAGAGUAAAGAUCAUUCGAGGCAUUUCCCUGGAAGAGACUCAACAAGGUGGUGUUGGCAGAAAAAGAUGGCUGUUUGAAACACAAGCAUUGGAUACCAUCAAAGAGCAGACCGAGGAGUCAAAUGACAAAGCUAGUGUUAAAGUAAUAGAAGGCGGAGAUGUGAAUAAGAAGUGUUGGCUCUUUGAAACUCAGCCUCUUGACACACUGAAGGAAACCCCUUCUGAAGAGGUCACCAAAGAAGAAGUAAUUGGAGGCAAUGUGCGCAGCAGCCUUUGGCUGUUUGAGACACAGCCAAUGGAAAGCUUGAAGGACAGCUUUGAAGUUGGUCAUUUAAAGAGAGUUGUGACAGAAGAAGAGAAGGGAGAUGUGAAAAAAAGAACCCGUAUUUUUGAAAGCUGCUGUCUGGACAGUAUUAACAAGGAGCAAAGUGAGACCUCCGAUACCAGCAAGACGUUGGAAAUACAGAAAGGAGAUGUCAAAACUUAUAAAUCUCUAUUUGAAACUCUACCUCUUCAUAGUUUUAAAAAUUCAGAUGAAAUCUCUCCUGAGAAGCAGACUGAAGUGUUAGCAGGACACGUAAAUGAGAACAGAGCUCUGUUUGAAACCAUCCCUCUCUAUGCUAUCAUGGACAGUGCUGGUCACUGCCAUCAAGUCAAGACAGUAAGUCGAGAACAAGUUGUUAGUGGUGAUGUCAAACAUUAUAGAUGGAUGUUUGAAACCCGCCGACUGGAUCAGUUUGAUGAAGACACACAAAAUGUGGAAUUAGUUAAAGGCAUCACGAAAGAGGAGAUCCAUGCUGGCAAUAUGGAGACAACACGGUGGCUAUUUGAGACACAGCCCCUUGAUGUCAUACAUGCCAACAUAAAUAAAACAGAGAUUCAAAGCUCUGACUACAAAGAUGUGGUAAAAGGUGAUGUCAAUACAUGUAGAUGGCUGUUUGAAACACAGCCAAUGGAUGCUUUGUAUGAAAAGUUAGAGACCAAGCAAGAGGAUGAAACCCAACUAAAAGGCAAUGUCAAAUCAUACACAUGGCUUUUUGAAACACAAGCAUUGGAUAGUAUCAAUGAGAAAGGUGAACAGCAGCUCAAGGUCUUAAGUGCAAACCACGAUGAUGUUAAAGGAGUAGAUGUGAAGACCACAAAGCAUCUUUUUGAAACUGAACAAAUUGGCAAUAUGACCGGUGGGCUGGAUGAGGCACAGAAUAUGAGAUACACAAGUGAGGUGGACAUUCAGUCAGGGAACGUGUCGAGAGUGAAAGAAAUCUAUCAAAGCACUUCACUCAAUGAAAUAGGUGAUGUGGUCGAAAAUGUAAACAGCAUCAAAUCCAUGCCACUGGAUGCUACGCAGUCAGGAUCAGGUUGUGUACACAAGUUCACCUGGCUGUUUGAAAACUGCCCAAUUGACUCCAUUAAAGAAAUGACAGAAGAACACACACCCAAAAAUACAAUCACUGAUAUAAAGGGAGGUGAUGUUUGUGGCAAAAGAUUUGUUUUUGAGACCCACUCAUUGGAUCAGAUAAAAGAUAAAACUGAUAUAAUGGAUCUCAGUUCAAGAAAGGAAGAAUCUGUUGCCAAGGGAGACGUGAAAUCGUGCACCAUGCUCUUUGAAACACAGCCCCUUUAUGCAAUCCGAGACAAGGAAGGCCAAUAUCAUGAAGUUACUGCAGCGACAAAGGAGGAAAUUAUGAAGGGAGAUGUAAGGGGUACUAGGUGGCUCUUUGAAACCAAACCACUGGAUACAAUCAAGCCAAUGGAUGAGGUGUUCGUGCUCAGAGCUGUUACGCAGGAGGAUGUGCAGCACGGAGAUGUGACAGCAGCUCGAUGGAAAUUUGAGACCCAGCCUUUGGAUUCAAUCAAAGAUGAAGCACGACCAGGAAUUAAAGUGGUGGACGAGGUCCAAGGAGGAAAUGUACAAGCAAGUAAGCAACUCUUUGAAGGGCAGCAGAUAAACCGCAAGUAUGUAAGGAUGGUCAGUGUCAGUGACGUUCAGAGUGGAGAUGUCAGAACAUCAACUUGGCUCUUUGAAAAUCUCCCCAUUGAUUCCUUGAAAGGAGCAGCUGAAGAAAGCACAUGUGCAAAAACUGUCCACAGAGAAGACGUACAGAAAGGAGAUGUGAAAAGGUGCACAUGGCUGUUUGAGUCCCAACCAUUGGACAGCUUCAAAGAUUCAGACACUACAUUGAAAAAUGAAACCAAAGAAAGAGUGACAGAUGCUGAUGUGAAGUCUACAACAUGGUUGUUUGAAACAACUCCCCUGGAUACAUUCAUUCGUGCUCAAUGUAGCACAGAAAGUGCUGAUAUGACAGAACAAAGUGUCCAGACAAGUUUACAGACUUUAUACAAUUGUAAAGCUAUUUUGUCAAGGGGACUUCUCAUUGAAUCAAGUGAGGUAGGCAUUCUAAAAAUGGCCAAGUAUCAACUAAUGAAUCACAAUGGCCCGCAUAUUCUAAAAGAAGAAGUUAUCGGUGGUGUCUUGCAGAGAAUUCUGUGGCAGUUGCUUCAGAAGAAGGAAUCCCUCCACCCUGAAGGGAUUGUGCUGAAGGAAGAUGGAAGUGGGAGAAUUUCUUCACAUAAAGUUCAGCUGUUCUCUCAUUGUGAAGGAGGUGUGAAGAAAGAUGGAGACAUUGCUAAUGAAAUUUAUAACCUUCUUAACCAAGACGGUAAAGUCAAAAAAGGGAUUUUGAUUCAGGAAACUGAAAGCAAAAUUGCUCAGAUAACUGUUUAUUCACUGGUUAAUCGUCAACAAAGUGAAGAAGUUGAAAAAGAGGUUAUCAAAGGAGAUGUAAAAUCAACCAUUGAUAGUCUUCUUGCUUCUACUAAGCAGCAAACUACAUCAAUGACAGUAAAACGUGAGGAGAAUGAGAAAGGGAAUGUCCAACUGUACACAACAUGCAUUGAAUCAGGCACAUUGGACUAUCUCAAGAGGGACCAAGAGGAAACUGAUGAUUCUACAGUUUCAGCACAGAAAGAGGAAAUUGUACGUGGUGAUGUAGAAGGUGCUAUAAGGAAUUUGAAACAGAGUGGAGGACAAAUUGAAAGGACAGUUGAUGAUAUUGUACCAGGAGAUGUCAAAGGAACCAAGAAAUACUUCUUAACUGAACCACAAACUGCCCAUGAUAUUGUUCAGAAAGAAGAUAUUUUAGGUUGUAAUAGCAACUCUAUUAAUCAGUUCUUGGGGCAGGCUGCAAAUCAGUCCACAGGGGUGGAGAAUGAAGAACUUGUCACUGGCGAUGAUAAGGCUCCACCACAAUCAGUGAAGAGUGUAAAGUACCAAACAAGACAGCUGGACACGGAAGGCAUUGUCCAUCAUAAUACGAAGGACACUUUGGUUACACUGCAAGAAUCCACAAGUGAUAAGAAGGGGAUGAGAAACGGGCAGCAUUCCGAACCUUUUGUUCACUUGCUGGGUGGUGCCUCCCGCGCAGUGCCAGAGGUGAGGGCAGAAAAUACAGCAGGUCAGGACCUUCAAGUAGCAAUGGAGAACCUUAGAGAGGUUGCAGCUGAAGCACAGACUACCCAUCACAAAUCCAGCACACGAGAACAGUUCAAGAGUAGCGCACAAAACUCAGCAGCAUUUCAAAGUCAUCAAGCUACUCAGUACAAGACUUCAACAGAAAAGAUAAAGAAAAAUGUACAAAUGUCCACGCAGCAGCAAGGCAGCAUGAUGCCAAGGCAUCGGACAUGCACCCAAAUGACUGUCACUCAACCCCAACAGCUGAACAGCCAGCAAAAUACUCAACAGGUCAGUGCGUAUGAGGGACAAGGACAUUUUCGGUCAGAUUCAGCUUACUCUAAUGAAGGUCAGAAAGGUGAAUAUUUAACAAAGGUAGUUAACAAUGGCAGAACUGAAAUAGGAGCUGCUUCAGAACAUGUGCAGACUCUUGGUCAGUACUCGUCCACCAACUUAGAGGAGGAAGAUUGGGCAGUGGCAGAUCAGGAGAUAAUUGCCAAGGGAGAUGUAAAGUCAACCAUCCAGUCUUUAAAACAUUCAGUGGCAGAACAGAAGUCUGUCAAGAGGGAGGAAGUUGUUCGAGGUAACUUGGAGGCAGCUCUCCAUUCUCUGGGAAAAGCUAAUAUGAAUGUUUCCAAAGGUGAUUUUAAAACUGCCAUGAUAUAUAGAACUGCAGGCCAGUCACAUUCAAGUGACAAAAUGAAGAGUGGCGUUAGAACUGAUUGUAGUCGAGUUUCGCUAUCACAAUCUGACACUGAGUCUCCUCCUCCAUUUCCAGUGACGGAGCGCCCUGUACUCUCGAGUGAAGCUUGUGGCCAACUGUCUGUGGAGGCCAGACCCUUUCCCUGCAACCGGUCUGAAUCUACUGCCGUGAAAAAGCCAGCAAAUUCUCAGUAUCCUCCACCUCUUCCACCCAAGGCCCACGAAAGAAGCAACGUCUUGUCUAAACCAUCGAUUGCACCAAAACCACACACGAUACCACCUGCCCGGCCAAUGCAGGCAGGCAAACCCAUGCCACCUCCCAAGCCAGAACAUUUGCCAUCAAUCCAUUCUUCCCCAAGUCCAACUAAUCCACCAAAGAGCUAUGCAUCAGCUGUGCCAAUACCAAACCCAUUGCUUUCAAAGGGAUGCAACACCCCAGGGUUUAUGCUAAUGGGAAAGCCUGGCAGAACAUCAAUCCCUACAGAGGAUGUCCAUCCAUCAGACUGUCAGCCUGGCCAACAGAAAAGACACUGUGAGCAGUCUCUAUCAGAGCAAGCAUCCAGCACAAUGGCAUCUUACACCAAAGUAUUGAGAACUCCCUUGCAAUUGGCAGAAGAGAAAUACAAACAAACAAAGGAAGGACACAGCAAGCCAACUGUCAUGGUAAUUAACCCUGUGGCACACGUAGUAUUAAAGGGAAACUCUUCUGGAAACCAUGUUGAGGCCAAUGGCCCAAUGAAAACAGAACAAGAAAUUGUACCAAAGGAACAGACUGUUGCAGAAACCCAGCAGGGAUUCAAACAGUCAUAUUCCCAGCAAAGUAUGCAGAGUGCUGAAAUGUCUCAGGGAUCUAAAGCUGCCCUUUACACUUCUGGUACCCAGGACAAACAAAGCUCUCCUCAAAUGAACCAGGCUAGCAGCUGGAAAGAGGAUGUGACAAUGACAGAGACUAUGUCUGCUUUACCAAAAGAAGUUGAAAUUAUGCAACCAGAAAUCACAGCCGCUGGUAAAGCGCAAAAGAGUUAUCUGCAGCCUCGGCCAAGCCCAGAGUUGUACCCACAAGAGUCAUUCAAAGUGCCCUUUGAACAGCAGCCAGCCCAGAGUAGCCAGUACAACAGAUGCAUGGGUCAGCACGGAUUCAGUACGCAGACGGUAGCGACAAAUCGCCAACAAGGGCACCUUCACACAGAGCAACAGCGCACCCCACAACCAGAUGCAGUUGUAAUGCGCGGGAAGCGGCAGCAGGGGAAAGAGACUGAAGAUGAUCGCAGGAAAAGGUUAUCAGUUCACAAAGAGGAAAUAAUGCGAGGAAAUGUGAAGGCGGCGAUGGAGAUAUUUGAAAAUUUGAGAAAGCGAGAAGAGCUGCACAAGAUCUUGUCUCAGGUUAAAGAGUUUGAAGAGGAGACUUUUCAAGUGAAUGUAAAAGGUCUGAAAAGUUUGUUUGAGAAUGUGCCUGAAUGGGUGGUGCCUAAGAAUAAAGUGGCUAAGCAACUGAAACCAACUGAUCGACAAAAGGAUGAAUUUCAGAAUCAGCCUAAUGUAGCCAAGGAUGAAUUGGAAAGUCUGUCCUCCAUGGAGCUUGUGUUUGAAGACCUUGAAAGGGCAAGUAUGGAAAUCAUCUACCUGAAAGAACAGACACUGGCGAAGCUGCUACACAUCGAAGAGUCCAUUAAAAAGGCUCUCUAUUCCGUUUCCAAUCUGAAAUCGGAGUCUGAUAUCGUGGGACUCUCCGGCCUUUUUCGGGAGUCACUGGGGGUUGCUUCAAGCUCCCCAUCUGGUAACAUUAAGAAGAUCAGUCUGGUCUCCAGCAAAUCGAGUGCAGAAAAAGCCAAGGAACGUAAGGAGGAUCAAAUUCGAAAAGAAAUGUUAAACGAUUCAGAGAAACAAGUGUUAGAUAUUCCAGCCAUUCCGGCUCGUGUGAGCACUCCAUCAUCUCCCUCCUAUAUUUCCAUUGAAUCAGCAGCUAGAAAACCGACAGGUUCCUUAAAAAACAACCCACCAAUCGCACCAACAGAAAGUAUGUGCAUUUCUCCUGCUCCUCAAAACGAGCACGCUGCACCAUUAUCUCCAAAAGCAACAACCUACAAUGAUUUUCAGAAUCCAGUUCUUUGCAAUGGACACCAGGGUGAUACAGCAGAGAAGGCAAAGCAUGAUGCUGUUGGCAGCAAGAACUCAGUGCCAAAAGACACCAAUGAGUUAAUUCAAACUGAGGACAGAAAUGGAAACAAAAUUGCCCCUAUCAAUGCGUCCAAUGGAGUCAUCCCCUUAAGUGGAUUUAAAGGCAAUGUUUUUGAAAGAACACAGACGCCAGUCCCUCAGAGAAGCAAAAGUGUUGUAGAGUUCAAGACGGGACCUGAUGGAGGUGAGAUAGUCGGUACGAAGACUGUCAUGGAAAAAUAUGAAGAGAUUGAUCGAUUUGGAAACAAAAUCAUCACAUCAAAAACCUCAACCACAGUCACAAAGCAAUCAGAGUCUAGAACCUCAUCAACAUAUGAGGUAGUUCAAGCACCACCCAAGUAUGAGGUUGCUACUUCUCCCCGUAUGGGUAGAUACCUGCAGAACCCAUCAAAGCUAGCAGAAGAUUCAUAUUCAAAUGCUAAGGAAAGCGGGGCCAUGUUUGUUUCCAUUGGCAAUCCCAAUUCGGUAAAGAAAUGUUAAAUAUUAGAGUCACACUAAAUUCUGUUAAAUACAACCUAUGGCACAGUGGUCAAGAAAUAUAGAGCUGGGAAAAGAACAUCCAUGGAGUUGGAAAUCUGAAAUAAGAAUCAAAAAGGUGCUGCAAAUGCCCAGCAGGCCUGGUCAAUCUCUCAAAGGAUGGGUUUGUAUAACACGUCUAGGUGGAUAGAAGUUAAUGGAGGACCCACGCAAAAAAGUGCCAAACUCACUUAAUAUUUCAAGAAGAACAAAAUGGAAUUUUGAAGUGAAGAUCAAAAUGUUCACAUCAUGCUCAUCAGCUUCUGAAAAGAAAAAAAAGAUAAUGUUGGAGAUUUAGAAUACUUUCCAGAAAUCAGCUUCUACUCACAGCCCGUAAUCACAAUGUUGACCAUCAUUUCCACAUGUUGCUGCUCUUAGGACACUAUUCCUUUUGACAAUGUGGUUUUAGACUUCAUGGGGGGUCAUUUUAACUUUGGGCAAUGAUAUACAAUGUGUUUGAUUGAAUUAGCCACUCAUUUUACAGCUCUGUUUAUUUUUUGACACUGGAUUAGAAAGUCUUGAACUGGGGGCAAUUCAACAUCAUCUGUUUCAUGCUGUCUAAGUUGACAUUACCUCCUUGUGUGUCACAUAUCUCCAGGGUUUUCUGGUUUUUGCUGAAGAGUUGUAGUGUUGUGAAUGCAAAUAGACCACAAUUUUGAAUCACUAUUCAAUUUUUCUCCUCAAAUUUCCUAUUUUGUUUCUACAUCCAACAAUGUAUCAGUUUCUUUAAGCUCUUUGAAAGUCUCUUUCUGCCUUGGAACUGUUUUUCCUGUUUGCUAAGUAUUUUAUUCACCUCUUUUUUAUUCCACAGCCUGCCUUAAUAAACAUUUUUAAUAUUUUACUAGCUUUUUCUGAUUUCUUUUGCAUGAAAUCUGUCUCGGAAUGUGUGACAUCAAUUGUAGUCUUUAUCUGAAUCUUAUUUAAACAUUAUUUUGGUAUCUUCACUGUUGGUCAUUAGUGCUGGAAUUGAUUAAUCAUUUUUUAAAACAUCUCCAAUUAUUUGGUUGGUAAAUGUAUUUUCCAUUGUGAAAUCAAACCUUUAGACAAAGGCUCCUAGGUUUGGUUCUGGUUUGUUGCACAAUUCAUGGAUGACAGCAGGAACAAUGAUUGGGUGAGCCCCUUAAUUGACCUUUAACCAUAAGGAGAGGGAACAACCCAGGUGUGGAUAAUGGUCCAGUUCCUAAACAGUAAAAUGUUUGAAUUUGGCCCACUUAGAUUUAGAAUUAGAAUUAGAUUUAGGUUUUAUUGUCAAAUGUACCCUAGUACGGGACACCAGAGUACAGUGAAAUGUGUACAAUGUCGCCACACUCAACAAAGUACCUAGAUACAAAAUCUUAGUUACAAAAGUAUAAAAAUAAAGAAAUAAGUUAAAAAGUCAAACAUUACAGUCCUUUCUGAAGCAAUGGGCUUGCAGAUACUCCAAGCUGAGCUUUCCCCAAGAUGCCUCGCUCACCCCUGUGCUGGGCUAAGACCAGCCUGUGCUUGCCAGCUCCGACCACUGCUGCUGAUCUCCAUCAGGUACACCAGGCUUCGCUGCCGCUGCUCACAAGGCUUCAGCCCCGACUGCCGCUGUCCUAGUCCGGGCUCAUGAUGGGCCCCAGUCGCUGCCACGCUCUGUUGGCACGUUAGCCACUUUGUGCUUUUCCCUACCCUCCUGGGCGCAAGAUGAUUGAGAGCGCCUGAAAUUAUCUUCUGUAACAACCAGUCCCCAGGCAAGGUUGUCCAAUUUUAUCAUAGUUCCAGAUCAGAAAUUGUCUAAGUUGUCAAUUUCAUCAGGGGCGAGUUAUGAAAUAGUUUUGCUUUUUAGUUUCCACAUCCCUAACCCAUCCCACUUGCUUGUAUCAAGAUUAAUUUAGAAAGGAUCUCUUCCUUUGGGAUCCCUUUAUUCCAGGCCAAAUAAAUUUAUAUUUCCAAGAGAAAAUUUACUCAGGCGUCUUGAAUUAAAGAAAAGAAUGUGUUAAUUCAUUACUGAACAGGAGAACAAAUAACAGCGCAACACACAUACAGAUGCAUUAGGAAUGAGAUAGUGAGUCUUAAAAUGAUAAUAGUUUAAAAAGUUAUAAGGAUCAGUCAGAGUUCUGUGAACAGUAGACAAUGUGGCAUUGUGAUCAUGAUCUUGAGAGAAACCACGAGAAUAGCUAUCGGUGGAUGGUUGAUUUUUGAGAUAUGUGGCUUUUUUUUUUGCUUUUGACCUCUUUCUUGUUGACAGUGAGUGGCUUGUUACACUCAGAACAAUAGAUUAUCUUUUACAUUUUGCCUACAGUGCAAGGAUGUUUAAUGGCUAUUCCAUAGCUGUGGCUUUCACAGAACAUUUGUCCACUGGCACACACACAGAUCAGAGGUCCCUACAGGGUGCUACUUUUCAGGGGUUCACAAUUAAUCUUAGUCAACAGUUAGUUCCAUGCUCAGAAGUUACAAGAUCUACCAAACUUGAUUUGCAGUCUUAAUUUUGAAAAAGCCUUGUCUGAAAAUUCUAUAUGUUCACUUGUUAUUUUUGAUUCAUGAUACUUCGCCUUGUAAUAAAUGAUACUACCCCUUAUAGUGAAUGAACUUCCCCAAAUAAUGGAGAAAAAGAAUAAAAUAUCAUUCCCACCCUU
This is a messenger RNA of Stegostoma tigrinum, 10785 nucleotides long. RefSeq names its product xin actin-binding repeat-containing protein 1-like. Gene Ontology annotation, cellular component: focal adhesion; stress fiber. Gene Ontology annotation, biological process: actin filament organization; actin cytoskeleton organization. NCBI's taxonomy places the organism in Eukaryota, Metazoa, Chordata, Chondrichthyes, Orectolobiformes, Stegostomatidae. The record is from RefSeq and is a predicted model, not a curated record. Gene Ontology annotation, molecular function: actin filament binding. The transcript is spliced from 4 exons. The coding region runs from base 353 to 8152 and encodes 2599 amino acids.